Molecule: messenger RNA, 1686 nt
Organism: Tricharina praecox
Lineage: Eukaryota; Fungi; Ascomycota; Pezizomycetes; Pezizales; Pyronemataceae
Exons: 4
Coding region: 358-1602 (414 amino acids)
Biological process (GO): NADPH regeneration
Cellular component (GO): cytoplasm
Molecular function (GO): oxidoreductase activity; nucleotide binding
Source: RefSeq, a predicted model, not a curated record
CGUCAAAAUUCCCCUCGAUUGUUCCUUCCCAUCGUCGGAUUCUCGCUGCGUGCGUUUCGCCUCGUCGGGGGAUGGAUGCUACGCUUGAUUGCUGCACUGCACUGCACCUCGGAAAACCGGCGACCGAGAGAUGGUCCGGAGCAGGCGUACGGACAUUCGCGCCUUGCUUCGUGCUGCCAGCUGGGAAUAUAGAUUCGUCAGGGUCCGCUCGUUAAAGAAGAGCUUUGUUCCAUUGUAGUUGACGAAAAUCCGCUUCGAAAACCUUUCCUUUGGCAGCAGUGCAGACUUGUAUUGAAAACACCGGGCCUACACAUAUACAUACGAAUUCUGAUACAUACACACAUACCAAUCGCAGAUAUGGCUCCUGUCAACGUUCUCAUGGUGGGGACUGGCGAGUACACGACCGGCUGGACCGGCUCGGGGGGUUCGAAAUCAGACAAGAAGGUCGGUGUAGUGGGCCUGACAUUCUUCGACCUGCGUCGGCGGGGCAAGGUGGGAGACCUCUCGAUGGUCGGCGUCAACGGCAAGAAGUACCCCGACAUUCGCAAGCAUCUGGAGACAAACAUCAAGGGCGUCUACAAUGGCCUCGAUGUCGGUUUCAAGUCGUUCCCCGCAGACGAUAAGAUCGAUCCCGAAUCGUACAAGACGGCUAUCGAUGCGUUGAGCCCUGGAGAUGCUAUCACUAUCUUUACUCCCGACACCACACAUUUCGACAUCGCACUGUACGCCAUUGAGCGCAAGAUCCACGUCCUGAUCACCAAGCCCGCAACCAAGACGCUGACGGACCACUACGCACUCCUCGACGCGGCCGCCAAACACGGCGUGUUCGUGUACAUCGAGCACCACAAGCGCUACGAUCCCGUCUACUCGGAUGCGCGGGCCAAGGCCAAGACGCUCGGCGACUUCAACUACUUCUACUCGUACAUGUCGCAGCCCAAGUCGCAGCUCGAGACGUUCAAGGCGUGGGCCGGCAAGGACAGCGACAUCAGCUACUACCUCAACUCGCACCACGUCGACAUCAACGAGUCGAUGGUUCCCGACUGGGUGCCUACGCAAGUGACAGCCUCCGGCUCGCGCGGCUGCGCCACCGACCUCGGCUGCGUCGCCGGCACCGAAGACACCAUCACGCUGCUGACGGACUGGGCGAAGCGGGACGACCGGGCGCGGGUCGCGACGGGCGUGUACACGGCGUCGUGGACGGCGCCGCAGAAGGCCGGCGUGCACUCCAACCAGUACUUCCACUACAUGGCGUCGCAGGGCGAGAUCCGCGCGAACCAGGCGAAGCGCGGCUACGACGUUACCGACGACAAUGUCGGCGCCAUCGCUUGGUACAAUCCGUUCUACAUGCGCUACGCGCCCGACGAGGACGGAAACUUCGGCGGUCAGACCGGCUACGGCUACGUCAGCUUUGAGAAGUUUGUCGACGCCUGCAACCGUGUCAAUGCCGGCACCGCCACCGUCGAGGAUUUCGACAAGAAGGGCCUGCCGACGCUGAGGAACACAGUGAUUACUACGGCUAUCCUGCAUGCCGGCAGGGUCUCGCUCGAUGAGAAGAGGACCGUCAAGAUUGUGGAGAAGGAUGGAAGGCUGGUUCUGGAGUAGAAUACUUUUUUUUCUUCUUUUUUUUCUUCUUUUUUUCUCGAUGUAGAAUACCUAAGUAAGUAUUAUGCAAUGCAAUACUGAGAC